This is a messenger RNA of Myripristis murdjan (pinecone soldierfish), 6261 nucleotides long. RefSeq names its product RNA binding motif protein 27 (gene rbm27). Gene Ontology annotation, cellular component: nucleus. The record is from RefSeq and is a predicted model, not a curated record. NCBI's taxonomy places the organism in Eukaryota, Metazoa, Chordata, Actinopteri, Holocentriformes, Holocentridae. Gene Ontology annotation, molecular function: metal ion binding; RNA binding.
AUUUCGUCCGACCUGCAAGUGAAGAGAGAGAAGGCCCAAAAGCUUAUAAAUUUUUAGACGAUGAAAGUAGGAUUAUCAAAACACACUUUCAUUUUAUAGACAGUGUUGUAGUCUUUCUCACGAUGAUUAUAGACAAUGUGGAAGCCUUGAAGUCGUGGCUGGCAAAACUCCUGGAGCCAAUAUGUGAUGCUGACCCUUCAGCGUUAGCCAACUAUGUCGUGGCCCUUGUGAAGAAGGACAAACCGGAGAAAGAGCUGAAAGCACUCUGUGCUGAUCAACUCGAUGUCUUCCUGCAGAAAGAGACAACAGGGUUUGUUGAUAAACUAUUUGAAUGUCUGACAACUAAGAACUACCUGGGGAAUCCCCCUUCCAAGGACGCUCCUAAGGAGGAGGUCAAACAACUGGUUGUCAAGCCUGAUGCUGUGGAGGCUGAAACAGCAGAAGAGGAGAGAGAAAACAGGCGAAGGAGAAGUCCUCUAAGAAACCGCUCCGACUUCAAUGAGACCAGGAGCCGUGAUGACAGAAGGCGAGAUGAGCGCAAGCGUCGUGAGUUUGAGCGCCACGGGAAAGGUAGCAGCGACUCCCACCGUGAGCGGGAGCGUCAUGAGCGCCGCAGGGGCAGCCCUCGCGGGAGGAGCUACAGCCGCAGCCGGAGCCGCAGCCGGAGCAGAAGUGGGAGCCGAGGGAAGAGCAGGGACAGGGAGCACAGAGGAGGCAGAGACUUUAAGUCAAAGUUUGAGGCGGAAAGGAAGGAUUCUGACAGCUACAACUCCUCCGCCACCUCCGCCUCUCAGCAGCAGCAGCAGCAGCACCCACCUCCUCUCCUGCCUCUGCCCACCCCACCACACCCAUUCUCCUCAUCCUCCACUGGAGUUCCGGGAGCUGGCGGUGUUACCGUAGCAACACCGGCUCACCUGCCCGACAGCACCACAGACAGCUGGUCUGGUUACUUUGGCAACCAGAGGCAAGAUGGUGGCAGCAGCAAGCCAUUCAAUAACAAGAGCGGCUCACUCAAACAGCGCUGCAGGGAUUAUGAUGAGAAAGGGUUUUGUGUCCGUGGUGAUCUUUGUCCAUUUGACCAUGGCAAUGACCCACUCAUCGUCGAUGACGUGAACCUGCCUGCCAUGAUUCCGUUCCCACCCCCGCCUGUUAUGCCCCCUGCUGGCUUGCCCAUGCCCCCGAUCACAGAGCCGCCCCCCUCACUCAGGAUGCCCUCGAUGCCCCCCUAUGGCCAGCCCCCUCCACCAGGCGUCUUCCCCUUGACUGGACCCCCACUGAUAGCAACCAGUGGGAUCGACACCCCCAACCACCAGUCGGCAAUCACUUCUUCUCCUCCUAUCGGACCGCCUGGUGUGGGGCUGCCGCCUACUCUUCCUCCUCCUCCUCCUCCACCUCCUCCACCUCCUCCCUCUUCGUCCUCAUCUGUGUCUCUUCGUCCCCAAUAUGUCCAGUCUGAAUAUAACUACGACCCGGAGGGCUAUAACCCAGAGUCCCCAGGCCUGACUGGAGCAAGUCGUAACCCAUACCGACAGUUUAUUCCCCGGGUCCAGACCCAGCGCUCCAACCUCAUUGGGCUCACCUCAGGCGAAGGACAAGGCUCCAGAGCUGCCAACAUCGUGAUCCAGACGGAGCCUGCCACCGCAACCAGCACCUCUGGCAGCAGUGUGUCCCGGUUCAACACGGAGCAGGAGAGCAGGAAGAGAACCAUGGGACCCAGCACCACUGAGGGACUGCCAGCUAAAAAAGCUUGGAUGGAUAAGCCAAGCUUUAACAACCAACACAAGACCAGCUUCCCCAAGAGGAAUCACUAUGUAAACACCAAGCUGGAAGUACGCAAGAUCCCCCGUGAGCUCAACAACAUCACCAAGCUCAACGAGCACUUCAGCAAGUUUGGAACCAUUGUCAAUAUCCAGGUGGUGUUUGGUGGAGACCCGGAAGCAGCGUUGAUCCAGUACACAGCAAACGAAGAGGCCAGACGGGCCAUAUCCAGCACAGAGGCAGUUCUCAACAACCGCUUCAUCCGGGUUUACUGGCACCGUGAACCCGGUGUGACUCCCACAGGACUUCAGCAGCAGGAGCAGACCUCGGGCACCCAGGGGCCUGGGCCAGGCUCCAGCCAGGGGCCACAGCAUGGCAGCUUGCAUAAGGGGAUCAAGCAGCACAAUCCAGCAGCCUAUGUGUUGAACAAGACUGUACCGAAGCAUCGGCUAGCAGGAUCAGCUGUGCCCACAGCUGCAAGCAAGCUGGACAGCCUGCACCCAAGCACAGACCCUACCGCUGUGGCGUCUUCUUUGACAACCACCCAGAAGGGACCCUACACAUCUGCGGCCCUAAAGUCCUCCUCCAAGAGCCUGGGUAAAACUGCCAAAGCACUGGAAGCACAGGAGGCACUCAAGAAGAAACAGGAGGCGUUGAAACUCCAGCAGGACAUGAGGAAGAAGAAGCAAGAGAUGCUGGAGAAACAGAUUGAGUGUCAGAAGGCAUUGAUAAACCGUCUGGAGAAGAACCGAGGGAUGAAGCCUGAGGAGAGAGCCAACAUCAUGAAGACCCUGAAGGAGCUGACUGAGAAGAUUUCCCAGCUGCGCAAUGAGAUGAACCCGCCCUCCCAGGCCUCCAGCGCCAACCCAAACAACAGCCAGCCCAAGACCAAGAGUGACGCGAGUGUGGCCAGGGGACAUAACGAGGCCCAGAAAGAACUGUUGGAUGCCGAGCUGGAUUUCCACAAGAAAAUGAGCUCUGGAGAGGACACAACUGACCUCAGGAGAAAACUGGGACAGCUACAGGUGGAGGCAACACGGUUGGGUCUUAUCCGACCUCCAGGGGGUCGAGGUCGGGGCAGAGGCAAGAUGGCACUGGAGCCUGGAGCGAUGCACAUGGGCCGUGGCAGGGGCCGAAGCCGGGAGAUGAUGUCCCGAGGUGGGGCCAACCGCAUGGUGGUAGACCACAGACCCAGAGCCCUGUCCAUCCUGGGGGUCACCCAGGAGGAGAAGGAGGAGCUGAUGCCGCACUUUGUGAAAUUUGGUGAGAUCGAGGAUCUCCGUGACCAAGACGCCACCAGUGUGGUCAUGACCUUUAAGACACGAAGUGAAGCAGAGAAUGCAGCGAAUCAGGGGGCUAAGUUCAAAGGCCGUGUGCUGCAGAUAUCCUGGUAUAAGCCCAAGACACCCUCUGUUACAGCUGAGCCAGAGGAAGAAGAGGCUAAGGAGGAAGACAAUACAAAGGAAGUCAGCUCUUAUUUGCCUGGAGAGGAGGAAGAGGAGGAAGAAGAGGACGAUGAUGAAGACGAUGAGUACGAGAGCCGAUCUUGGAGACGAUGAAGGCAGUUUGUUCCACCAUAGCCAGCUCUCCAGACAGAUUAUUGGUUACUUUUUUCCACAUGCAGAUUAAAGUCCAUUCAAUGGAAAUCACAUUUUUUUUCUUUUUCAGUAUUUUGAGACUAAAUAAUUUUAGACUCUAAUCAAAGUAAAAACAGUGUCUUUACUUUAGUUGUUUGUGUAAAGAAGCUUAGAGGGAGGACAGUUUUUGUAUUCCUUGACUUAACAAAAUUAUUUAAAGCAUCUCACUUUUGCUGAGAAAGAUAAAUGUUAAGUUGUUCUUAUAGAUAGAAAAUCUAUGUCAGUUUCAUUGUGGUUACCAGAUGAUUAAUAUCAGUAAUGCACAACAUUUGUGUCAACUGUGAAUAGGUAUUUUUAUACAUAUUUAAGCUAUCUCUUUUCUCACCAGUUUUGAAAAGUCUUGUCCUCAGUUCAGGGACAGCCAUUCCAUCACCAAUAGAAAGUUCUCUGUUGACACCAGAGACAUUCCCCCCGACCCUGCCCACUGCAUUAGUGUAAGGUGCCCUAUCUAUAUUGGCACAGUAAGGUGUGGUUUUUCAUUUCAUUUAGCCUCACAGUUAGGUUUGGUAUUGGCAUUUCCAAAGUGGUAAAGCAUCCAGACAUCUUUUUAAUAGUGGCCCACUUUCAAAGGGAGUGCUGACAUGUUGACAUGAUUAUUUUUGCAUGCCACACUCCCAAACAAACAGCAGCACCCUGCUCAGCACCCAGAAGUGCUGAUGCUAUACCAUACCAUAACUGUAGUAGAGCCAGUGCAGGUACAGAAUGACACCGGUGCAAUAUAAACACCCUAACAAUGUUUACAAGUGGCAUCAGCAACAACUACUGUUGCUAUGUCCAUGCGAAUGAGAUACAGCCUAACUGUCUUGUCGUGAAAUAUUCUAGUUUUCCCCACUCGUAUUUUGUUGCUUACUCAAAAUCUGGUGCCACUGUAAAUAUAGCCUAAACACCCAGGAGGGUGUUCCACAUUUUCUAAGAAUGUGUAACAUUUUUCGCUUGUUUUGUUUCUCUGCCACCUGGUCAUCCAAGGGGCCUGGCAGGACAAGGAUCAGAUCACCCAUGUCAAAAAUGUCUGAGAUCCUUAGACAGGUGUUUGAAUGUAAUACUGAACAGUUGAUUUUAAUAUAUGAUUUUUUUUUCUUUUUUUGCCUUACAUAAUCAGCAGAUGGCUGAAUUUUUACAAGAUUUGUGAUUUACUUUUGUAAAUUUUGUAAAUGUUUUAAAGAGAAAUUACUGUUGAUACCUUUGUUUUUGUUUUCCAUAUUUGGUCAUUUCAAAUGAAUGACAAAACUGUGUCAGGUAGGAGAGGUCAACCAAGAGUGCACAGCAGCUUUGCUUAUCUGUAAGAAGUUUGUGUUUUCUGCUAAACCAGUCUUUGUGUUGUCACUUCACUGAAACUGUCAUCUGAGUAGCACAUUUCUUUUUAAAGGACUGUUCAGAGUCCCAAUGAGCUAUGGAAGAAACUUUGUUGAAGGACAUCGGGACUCAUGCACCGCUUACAAGCUUAAUUGUACAUUAAUGCUGUUUUGCCAGCAUCUGAAUAUGGGCAGACAGUGCUUUACUGCCACUCUGAAAAUGCAAGCAUCAGCUUUUUAGAGUGUGCACAUUUGAUGACAAAAAAGGUAUAUUUUGUAUUUUGUCUUUACACAUACUGUAUUUAAGAAUCCUCAGGGUGGCAGGAAUUAAAUUCAUGAAAGUUAAUAUGGAAAUAUCGUCACAACAAGUUAAUGCGAUUCAGUUUUUGUCUUUUUUGUUUUUUUGGGAGGGGGUUUUCUUUUUGGCAGCAAUUUAAAAAAAAUUUAAAAUCUUUUGAUGCUGCUCUGAAUCAGAGAACUAUGUUUACAUGCAGCCUAAUGUACUUAGAAGAUAUACAUAUUUCCAAAUCCACUGAGCUGAUCAUAUCCAGUAACCUAACCAGUGAAACAGCAGUAUAUUUGCUGCAAAAUAACCGAUAGUCUCACUAGACAAAGAUGCAUGCAGAUUCACAUGCGCACUUCUGGCUGCAUGUAAACACAGUCUGUAGUGUUGACUAGAGAAACAUGCUUGCUGAAUUGUAAACACAGUAAUAUGGGCAAGUUUCUCAAGUCCAGAGCAGAUUUUGUUUGGUUACGUUACAUACACUGGUACCAGAUGCGAAAUUGUGUAGAACCGCCUAAGAAUAUGCACGUUGUUUUGAAACCCAUGCUUUUAUAGCUUUGCGAUUUCUUCUCACCUACAGUAUGUUUCUGGUUAGCCCUUCUGUUUGGAUUGCAUAUCUCGCAUAUUUGAUGACUGUGUGAUAAGUCAAAGGCCUCCUGCCAGUGACCUCACCGCCCCGUUCAGAUUUCUAAGCUCCUCUUAAAAAGUGUUGUUCCCUCAAAGUCAAAGUUAUGGUUGUUUGAACGGUGUCCCAGUCAAAAUGAGGUUCAGGUAGCCAGCAAAUGGCCAGCCUAUUCCCCCAGGCAAGAAUCUGUUGUAAACUGGUUUGUGAACAAAUGAGUAGUUUGUAUAAAUUUGUUUUUCCCUUAAAAGUUAUUUUUGAGGUCACUGGCAAAGAGUUGUCAAGGACAAGUCCACUCUGGCAGGUUUCAUGCUUAUGUAAGCAAAGACUCAGAGGGUCUCCUCCCCACCUUUUGUACUAUCUUCUGUAUGCUACGAUGACACAAUAGUGUAAAAAAAAUGUAAAACAUUUAUUGGAUAAUAGUUUUGGAUUUGUUACUGUUUAUAUUUGCAGGAUGUGGAUGUAUUUUCUUGAUUUAUUUUGUUUGUAUAAAUGGAUUUCUAAUUUACUAGCAUGUUUGCUUUUGCCAAUAAAGAUGGAGGAAUGGGGUCCUUGGAAGAUGAUCAAGGAAAAAAAAAGAAAAAAGAGAGAAAGCAUUAAAAUAGAAUUUGAAUUGGAUGCUCAAAAAAGAACAUUGAGUUAAAAAAAAAAAAAGAAGAAGAAAUUUCA